Messenger RNA from Cucumis sativus (cucumber), 529 nucleotides. Its product is annotated as arabinogalactan protein 13. The transcript has a single exon. The record is from RefSeq and is a predicted model, not a curated record. The coding region runs from base 102 to 299 and encodes 65 amino acids. NCBI's taxonomy places the organism in Eukaryota, Viridiplantae, Streptophyta, Magnoliopsida, Cucurbitales, Cucurbitaceae.
CUUCAUUUCCCUUCAACAAAUUCAAACAAACCAGAGGAACCCCAUUUGAAAAAAAUCCUCAUAUACAUACCCAAACCCAUUUUCAAGGAUUUUUUUCAUCAAUGGAAGCAGCAGCAAAGAGAUUUCAAGGUCUAAUGGUAACAAUGAUGGUGGUUGUUCUCAUCGCUAUUUCAUCAUCAUCCGCCAUUGUUGCAGCUCAAGAAGCUCCAGCUCCAAGCCCAGCUUCUGAUGCCUCUCUUUCUAUUCCAACUUUAAUGGCUUCUUUUGUUCCUCUUGUUUUUGGAUUCUUUUUCAUCUAAUAAUUCUUCCCCCUAAUUCCUUCUUCUUUUAUUUCAUUUUUAAUUACCAUUUAUAUCUUUUGUAAUUUCCCUAUGGAUAUAUAAAUGUGUGUGUGUGUGUAUGUGUUUUUCUUUUUUCUUUUUUCUUUUAGGGGAUGGUGAUUGAAUUUGUUUGGGUGUGAUUUGGGAUUAUUAUUAAUUUUAUGUAUAUUUUUCCAUAUUAAUUUAAUGUUAUGUUAUGUUAUUAUUAA